Molecule: messenger RNA, 4865 nt
Organism: Cygnus atratus (black swan)
Lineage: Eukaryota; Metazoa; Chordata; Aves; Anseriformes; Anatidae
Gene: EXD2
Product: exonuclease 3'-5' domain containing 2
Exons: 9
Coding region: 1855-3717 (620 amino acids)
Biological process (GO): nucleobase-containing compound metabolic process
Cellular component (GO): cytoplasm; nucleus
Molecular function (GO): nucleic acid binding; 3'-5' exonuclease activity
Source: RefSeq, a predicted model, not a curated record
AAGGCUUUAGAUGCAGCCAAGGAUACAAUCCUGUUAUUAUUGAAAAGCAAGGCUUGGGCAUUACAUUAUGUCAUAUUUUCUCUGUACUGUGUAAUAAGUGCUAGGAUAUUUUAUUUUUCCUCUCUACACAAAAGUCCUAUUACCUUAGAAACUGAAAUAAACACUUUGUAAAAGGAAAGACUGGCCUAUUUCGGGUUUCUGGGUGGAUGUCAGUUUAUUACAAAUGGAUCCAGCUAUGAAUAAACUUUGCAGAUUUGUUCACAUUUGGUCGCUAUUUGGAGCUCAAGUCUCUAACAGAGUUCUUAAAGAUGUGCUACCUACACCCAGCAGGGUGGCUGGACCUUGAAGUGCAGACACAGAGGCUUCUCAGGACUUGGUUAUGUGGUCUCUGAAAUAAGUGUGUAGUGACCCCAGAUAUUAUUAUUUUUUUUUCCUUUGGACUAGUUUACAGGUGGAUCAGUUCCCUGAAUCUAUGCCCCUGUCAUUAAGGAAAUAUUAGUGCUCGACCUAGGGACCAGGGAGCAAGCAGUCAGUCGGGUUUAACACGAAUUGUGGUAAUAUCCAAGCAGUGCUCCAGGUCUGUACUUGGUUACAAUGACCAUGUAACACAAAGCAUUGUACAGUUUGGGGGAGGCAGGGGAAUGAAGUGAGGGUAGGAGGGACGGAGAACAUCUCCAUCUGGCUAUGGGAACUCUCAGUUAGAGCCAGGCCACCCCAGCUUUUUCUCCUGUGCAUACCCUGCGUUGUGUGAUGAGCUUCAGAGCAGUAGCCUCCUGCCCUGUGAUGUGCGUUUCAGCUAUCAGCUGGGUCUGGUGCAUUGGAUCACGGGAUGGAAGGAGAAGCUGUGGCCCAGCUAUGGCUGUGAGGAAGAAGCACCUCUUCCUUGUGGAGGAGAGCGUACCAGGAACAAGAUGUGUGUUGCUACAGCGUGCAAGAUUGCACUGCUCUAUAGAGCCCAGGGGAUUAAUAUCAAAGUGGAUAAUAAUUUCUUUGGUGCAGAGCAAGAUUGAGGGUCUUUGCAGAAAAAAAAAUAUACAGAAGCUGUUACUAAAGCAUUUGUAUGUUCAAAACAGACCAUUCAAUGGAAAACAAACUUUUCCCGACUUGAUCACGUUGCCUGUGAGAUCUGACAUCUCGCUGCCCUGGGCUUAGCCCAGCUCCUUAUGGUAAGCAGCUGUUUAAGCUGUAGGGGAUGGGUCAUCUUAUUGAAAUCCUGCUCCUCUUGGCAUCUGCCCUGGUGACUGCCCUCGGCUGUGCUGCUGCACCCAGCGGGCGAUCCGUCUGGUAAAUGCCAGCUCUCCUGGGGAGACCUUCCUCCCCUCUGCGACAAUUACACUACAAGGGGCAAGGUUAAAACCAAAACCAAGUUUGACACGAGUUGUCAAAGCAACUUAAAGCGCUAUUUCCCGUGGGUUGGUGUCUCCUUUAGGCGGAUGCAAGCAGCUGGGCUUCAGCAGCACAAACACGGGGAAGCGGGGGAACCGCCGAGGAACCUGAAGGCGCCGGGUGCUGCUCGGCUGCCUUUGAGCUCCCGAGGGAUGGGGGCUGGAGCCUCGCCGCUUUUCGAGGCUGUCCCUGGCUGCCCGCACCAGCUCUGCCGUGUGAAGGCUCCCGGCUGUCCCCCAGCCCCUCACCCCUCGCACAUCCAUUUUGGAGGCGGCAGCGCCCGGUACCGGGGCCGGAGGCCGGCCCGCCGCCCGCCCCGCCUCAGCGGCCGUACAAGAUGGCGGCGCCCAGGGGCCGCCGGCUCCUCCGGGGAAGAGGAGGCGCCCGCCGCCCGGUGCCGCACACGCGCAGGCCGUGAUAAAACCCCGCAGUGCCGCUCUGAGUGGGUGAAGGGAAGGGGGAUGAAAAAUGCCCAAGCAGACAGCGGUGACAGUUGCUCUGGCGACCCUGCUGGGUGUUGCGGUGGGGGGCCUGGUUUUGUGGAAAGCAGCCCGGCGCCGGAAAGGAAGAGCGCGCUGUGGGGAUCAGCGAGAGGAAGCGGUUAAAAAGUCGGGAGAUGAGACGCUGAUUAAGGCAGAGGAUAAGGAGGUGCUUUCCAUCUUCACGUCUCCCACCUUCUCCCGGGCAGAGAGGAGCCUUGGUGCGGACAUAGUGAUAGUCUCAGAGCAGGAGGAAUGGGAUCGGGUCGAGCCUUUGCUGAAGAAGGAGCUGGAGAAGUGGCCAGUGCUUGGAAUUGAUUGUGAGUGGGUAUCUGUGGAGGGAAAGGCGAAUCCUGUAUCCCUUCUACAAAUGGCUGCUUCCAGUGGCUUCUGUGUUCUCAUCCGGUUGCCCAGGCUUGUUGCCAGUGGACAGACUGUCCCAAAGACCCUGUUGGACAUCAUGGCAGAUAGUGCUGUAUUGAAAGUAGGGGUAGGAUGCUGGGAAGAUGCUUGCAAGUUACUUCAGGACUAUGGUCUUCCAGUCAAAGGGAGCGUGGAUCUCCGGUAUUUAGCCAUGAGACAGCGGAAGGAUCUACUUCACAACUGCCUUAGCCUUAAGUCUUUAGCUGAAAAAGUCCUGAACUGCCCGCUUGACAAGUCUCCUCAUAUGCGUUGCAGCAACUGGGAGGCAGAAGAACUGACACGACAUCAGGUUCUCUAUGCUGCUAGGGAUGCCCAGAUCUCAGUGGCUCUGUUCCUCCAUUUGCUGGGAUUUGCCUGCCUCCCUGCUAUAUCUGAAGGUGAAAACUCUGCUGCUGCUUGGGAAAAAGUACUGAGUAAAUGCCAGGGCUUGGUGGAUAUCCCAUUUAGAGGAAGGAGGAGUGGCAGCGCAGGAGAGAAGAGUGGAGAGGCACGCUCCCCUCAGAAAAUAAAGAAUCGUAAAUCUUCGGUGAAUGUCCAGUCCUCUGGCAGUCAGCAAGUGAGAGAUCCUCGGAGGCAGAAGAGAAAGCCUCUGGGUGUGGGAUAUUCUGCAAGAAAAUCUCCACUGUAUGACAACUGCUUCCUGCAUGCACCAGAUGGACAGCCCCUGUGCACCUGUGAUCGCAAGAAGGCUCAGUGGUAUCUGGACAAGGGGAUCGGAGACCUAGUUAGCACAGACCCGUUUGUUGUGAAGCUGCGGUUUGAGCCUUCAGGACGUCCCGAGUCUCAAGUCGAUUAUUAUCUGACAGUCAAAGAGAACCUGUGUGUUGUAUGUGGCAAACGGGAGUCCUACAUCCGGAAGAACAUUGUUCCUCACGAAUACCGAAGACACUUCCCCAUCCAGAUGAAGGACCACAACUCCCAUGACGUGCUCCUACUCUGCACGUCCUGCCACGCCGUCUCCAAUUACUACGACAACCACCUCAAGCAGCAGCUGGCCGAGGAGUUCGGUGCCCCCAUUGGCUCUGAGGAGGGCGUGCGUAUGCUGGAGGACCCUCUGCGCAGGCAGGUGCGCUCAGGGGCCCGAGCUCUGCUGAAUGCAGACAGCCUGCCUGAUCCCCGAAGGGCAGAACUUCUGCAAGGCAUCAAGGACUUCUUUAACACAGAAGCAGUGACCCCAGAGAUGCUCCAGGAAGCAGCUGGUCUGGAAACCAGGAUCUGCAAUGAGAGCUACAUGCCGCACGGACUGAAGGUGGUGCAGUGUUUUGCUAAAGGAGGCCUGCGCUCCCUGAUGCAGUUGGAGAGACGCUGGCGGCAGCACUUCUUGGACAGCAUGCAGCCCAAAUACCUCCCAGAGCAGUGGUCAGUGGACCAUAACCACACAAAGCUGAUCCGAAAGUAUGGGGAGGAUCUUCAGAUCGAGCUGUCGUGAGAGUCACUUCCUGGACUCUAGAUAGGAUCUAAUGGACAUACGUAACUGAAGGUGGAAGGACUGUUUUUGUUUCUGUUUCUCCACUAACACCUGAGCCUGGGUUUGUGAACAGGCAGCAGUGGGUCUGCCAGAUUUGGCAUUUAUAAGGAGUUAAAUCCGUUGACUUGAAUUUUAUCAGGUGGUUUGGAAUUUUUAAUCCUAGACUCACUGAUUAGUUCAGUGCAAGAGCGAUACGCUAAGGGAAUUGUCCUUCUCUAGUUGACUAUUGGGAGUUAUUUUCUACCCCCGGGAUGUCUGGUGCCUCCAGGCCAUCUCUUUUAACACAGAGCACAAUAUUUACGCGUUUCCAGGUUUUCUGAGAGAUGUAUAUGUGCACCUUGGCUGCACCUCAAGAAUCUCCUGAUAAAAAUCUUACUUUGCUUUCAGUGCAGUUGUACUCACAUGAGUUCUUCUCAGAGAAGAGUACCCACUAGAGAGAGAUUCCUUGUUUGGAAAUAGCAAAGAAACCUUACUUUUUUUUUUUUUUUUCAGAUUCUGAGCUGUAUCAGCAUUCCAGAUAGGCCUCACUGUCCUGGUGCUUGAGGAAAAGUAGUACUGUUAGGCAGUGUGGAAGCGCCCAUGUCAAGUUUUUUAAACAGCUUCCAGCAGCACAGAGUCUGUUUAAAAAAAAAAAAAAAUAUAUAUAUAUAUAUAUAUAAAAAUAAUAAUUUACCAAUUCUACUUGUUUAUCCUGAGUAGCUCUCAGCAGGUACCUUUUCACAUCAGAGUGAAAUGCGGCCAGGUGUCUUAAAAGGGAUGAGAAGAAACAAAUUUUUAUUGAAAACCAGCAUCUUUUAAGUGGUCAGAUCACGUGUGGCAGGAAACUGGAAAAUCUGGUGUUCUGUUCCUGGAUUUGACGUGUGUGGUGGUGAGCAGGUCAUACUCUCUCCAUGCCUGUCUCUAAAAUGGGACUAAUAAUACUUACCUAUCUCACAAGGGUGUUGUGAGGAUUAAUUAAGAUUUUUGUAAAAUGCUUUAAAAACAUGAGCCAGUGUGUGCUAAUUAUUAUUGUUGUUUUUAAAAUUGUGCUGCUGUCUUGACUUUUCAUAAAUAUACGUGUUUUUUGCCUGGUGUUAGACCCUAGUUAAAAUACAACUUUUAAAAAGUAC